AUGAGCACAAGAGGAGAGACACACAGAGCGAGAGAGAGAGGGAAAGAGAGAGAGAAGCCUAUAAUACAGAACAAAAGUAGCCAGGGCUGCAGACCUUGCCAAAAAGCCUUGCACUGCAUUGUGAAUAAAGUACAAAGAGGGGACAUUCCUGCUGCCUCAGCACAAAUGAUAUAAAAGGGAAGAAGAAGGAUCACCUUCCUCAUUUCUAUACAGCAAGAUGCCCUACCUUGCCUGUCAGCAUUGGGCCACCGCUGGGAAGGAUCUGCCAGCCAUCCCCUAGCACAUGUGAGACUCUCUCUGACUGGAAGCUAAGCCUGUGGGAUUUGCUAGGUGGGAAAGUGCUGGUUGGUUUGUACAGACAGCACUGGGGAUGUGCUGGGGCUGCCCUGCUCUGUUACAGCCCAUGCUCUGAGCUGCUCGGAGAAAAGCCUUUUGCCUGCAUUGUCCUUUCCCAUCUGUUUGAAUGGUAUGUCACCAUGCAGACUGCCAGCAAAUGAACCAAAAGAAUCCCCUUAACUUGUGCGAGUCAUGUGACAUCAAGUUCCACAGCACCAUGCACUUUGACAAACAUAUUCGCUUUGACUUGCCUCCCCAAGGUUCGAUUCUGGCCCGCAACGUCUCCACUAGGUCAUGCCCACCCCGUACCAGUCCUGCAUCUGAUGUUGAGGAAGAUGAUGAGGAAUUAAUGGAUGGAAAAGGGGACAAGAAAGCUGCAGGCCUGAAAUUAAGCAAGAAGAAAACCAGGAGAAGGCACACAGAUGACCCGAGCAAGGAAUGCUUCACUUUGAAAUUUGAUUUGAAUGUUGAUAUAGAAACUGAGAUUGUUCCUGCCAUGAAGAAGAAGUCACUUGGAGAGGUGUUGAUACCAGCUUUUGAGAGAAAAGGAAUUGAUCUGAAUAAAGUGGAUAUAUUUUUGGACCAGUCAAAUACACCGCUGUCACUCAAUUUUGAAGCUUACAGAUUCGGAGGGCAUUAUUUAAAGGUUAAAGCCAAACCAGGGGAUGAAGUGAAAGUGGAGCAGGCAGUGAAAGACUUUAGAUCAUUAAGCUUGCCCAUCAUGAGGAACACAGGGGCAACCUCAGCGUUUAUAUUCAACCCAGCAGCGGAGAGGUCUGAUCCACCACCGUUCAGGCGAGAGAACACAGAUAUCCUGGCUCCAGGACGAAGGAGGAAGAAUAUGAAUGAAUUUCUUGGGGAUGCGAGUAUUCCGGUACAAGAUCCCCUUCAGAGUUUUAGCUGCUCUUUGCCCAACAACGGCACCGAUACAUGGAAAAAUAGGGCUGCCAGUCGUUUCAGUGGAUUCUUUGGCUCUGCUGCUACUGGACCAUUUGGGCGGGAGAUAGACAAAAUGGAGCAGCUGGAGAGCAAGUUGCAUUCAUACAGUAUGUUUGGCCUUCCCAAGUUUGGCUUUGAUCAGGACUCAUGGGAGGAAGAAGAAGAUGAUACCUACCUGACUCUUGAAGAUAGCUGGCAGGAAAUCAUUGAGGUUCCUGAGACUCUUACUAGGCGACAGUGCCACCAACAAGAGGCCAUUUGGGAGUUACUGCAUACAGAAGCCACAUACAUUAAGAAGCUGAAAGUGAUAACUGAUCUUUUCCUUUGUUGCCUAUUGAAUCUACAAGAGUCCGGAAUAUUAUGUGAGGUGGAACCUGAUAAGUUAUUCAGCAAUAUCCAGGAGAUCAUUCAAUUACACAGAACACUCUGGAGUACUGUCAUGGUACCAAUACUGGAGAAGGCAAGAAAGACCAAGAGUUUACUAAACCCCAUGGACUUCCAGAAAGGAUUCAAAAUGUUCGAAUCCCUGUUUAAACCAUAUAUCCGAUACUGUAUGGAGGAGGAAGGCUGCAUGGAAUAUAUGAGAAAUCUCCAUCGGGACAAUGAGCUUUUUAAGUCCUAUGUUACGUGGUCUGAAAAACACAAGCAAUGCAAUCGACUAAAACUGAGUGACAUGUUGGUGAAGCCACAUCAGCGCCUUACAAAGUAUCCCCUGCUGCUGAAAUCAAUCUUGAAAAAGACAGAUGACCUGCAAGUUAGAGAGUCCAUUAUUCUCAUGAUAAGCUCAGUGGAGCGUUUCAUCAAUCAUGUGAAUUCCCGGAUGCGCCAAAGACAAGAACAGCAACGCCUGGCCGCAAUCAUCAGCCGCAUUGAUUCAUAUGAGGCUGUGGACAGCAGCACCGAUGAAGUGGAUAAGAUUCUGAAAGAAUUCUGUAGGUUAGAUUUAACAGCCCCUAUGAUUGGAACGUCUCCUGAAGAUACACGCCAACUUCUUCUAGAAGGAAGUCUAAAGAUGAAGGAAGGCAAAGAUAGUAAGAUGGACGUUUACUGUUUCCUGUUCACUGAUCUCUUCCUCAUUACAAAGCCAGUCAAAAAAGCAGAAAGAACCAAAGUAAUUCGACAGCCGCUACUUGUGGAUAAAAUUGUAUGCAGGGAACUUAAAGAUCCAGGUUCCUUCUUGCUCAUCUAUCUGAAUGAAUUCCGCAGCGCUGUUGCUGCAUAUACAUUUCAAGCCAGUGGGCAGUCGUUGUGCAGAGGAUGGAUUGAAGCAUUUUUCAAUGCACAGAAUCUCUUACAAAGAAUGAGACAGGAGUGUCUGCGUAACCAGCAACAGGUGCCACAUCUUCAAGAAGAGGAGGAAGAUAUGGAAAGUGGGACGUCAGCUGCGAGCUCCCCAACCAUACUGCGCAGGAGCAGUGCAGACAUGUUAAACAGUCAGUCAGAUGGUUCCACCGAAACUAUCUCAGUGGUUGUCAUAGAUGCUGGUGACGAGCUUUCUUCUCCUGAAACUGAACAAGGACCAUUUGGCUCUCAGUCAGAUGAAACUUCAAUAAGUACAACUGCAUCUUCCAUUACGCCCACAAGAGACAUGUUUGAAAGUAUUGACUCUCCUGAAGCUCCCCCAGUUGUUGACUCCAACUAUUUAAAACUGGAACCAAAUGGUUGCAGAUCUUCAUCCAUUGACAGCGCUUAUGGGACUCUUUCCCCAACAUCACUAGAAGAGUUUGUAGAACGACAGCAACAGGAAAUGGUGGAGGAUGAGAGGGAAUCUAUUAGUUCCCAGCGUUCCUCAUCACCUAAACUUCGUAGAAGGACACCUGUUCAGCUCCUGCCGUGUAAAUCUAAAGUACUGAAGUCCAAGUCAGAAGCUAGCCUCCUUCAUCUGAUAACAACGGGUCCUUCAACUAUCAAUAGUGAAGAAAUAACUCACCUUACUCAAAGUAAAAGCUUAAGUGAACUUUUCAUGUCCCCAACACCAGAUAUAUUUUAUCAACCAGAUCAUCUUAAAAAAGACAACAGAAAAUAUAUCUCAGCAAAUGGAUUUAAAAGGACUAGCAUGGUGGAGCGUACAUCCAAUCACAUGGAAGAGCAUGUAAUAAAACCCAGAUCUCAAUCAGACUGCACAGGCCGAAGAGUUGCCAACACAGGCAGCUGCAGUAGUAGCUCCUCAGAUCUUUCUGAACCAGAGGAAAACGGAUCAGCAAAAUCUGCUGUUUGUUUCAGGAAUGAUAAUAAAAUACAGGAUUCGUUAUCUGAGUCUGAGCAGAUUCAAUCCCUGCAAGAGUUUGAAGUGGACUCUUCAGAACAUGUGUACAGUAAAUCUUUCCCUGACCAGUUUUCUGGUGAAGUAGAAUUGGACAGUGAUAAUGUUCCUGGUAGUGCCAGACGGACAAUGUCAGAUCCGCAGUCUUCCCAGCACAGGAAACUUACGUUGGCACAGUUGUACAGAAUUAGAACUACUUUACUGCUUAACUCCACGCUAACUGCUUCAGAGGUGUAAUUUCAUGGAGACAACAUAGACUUUUGUCACCUGAAGAAACUUAUAUAUUGUGAAGCAAAGGAUGCAGAACACAAAUGGUCCUUCACAUGGCAGAUGCUGAAGAUCGCUAUGACCUACUGAUAUUCAGUUGGUAAACCUGGGAAGUGGGACACGAGCUUGCAUCAGUGGCACGUCUCUUUGAGGGGGCCAAUAUGGAUUACUUCUCAGCAGCAACUGACUUGUGACUGGGCUUUGCGUUUCCAAAGACUGCACAGCCGAGAGAUUUUACUUGCACUUUCAAAUAACAGCCAAAACUCAAAGACGUUUCGAGUUCUGGCACAGAACAUAUACUGGUGGCAUCAAGACUCUGUACCAUAGCAUUAGAUAGAAAUCAGACCUAUACCUCAUCUGAAACAUCCAGUGGCUAUGAGGACUCAACGUGACAAAAGAACAGAACAACUCCGAACACGCUUUUUCAUUUUUCCUUAAGAUUAUUGCAGUUAUGAAAUUGUAGCCACUGUAUGUACUAGCAAAGCUGUAAUUCACACCAGAAAUGUUUACUAAACAGCUCAUUCAACUGAGCGCUAGUGUAUCUAUUAUCCACAAGAGUACUCAGAAUAAUGGAUUCCACAUGGUGCUGGCCUUUUCUAUAGCAAUCGAUGACCAAAGUUGGCUUUCGUGUUCCUUUUUUGGACAAGCAGGGUCUAACUUUUGGGGAUGUGUUGGUGUGUAGCUUUAUGAAAUAUUAUUAAAAAGAAAACUGUGAAAUGCGUUAGUCACAGGAGUUAGAGGUUGCAUUUCUAUGAUAAUUAUAAGAAAAUACGCCCCACGGGGAAACAUUUUCUUCUUUAUUGUUCUGAAAAAAUGGAGAAACUGAAAAUGUUUACAGGAACAGUAUUAUAAUUAUUGUGAGACAUGGUGCUUGCCAAUGUUUAAAUUAUUUUUUUCAUUGAGAUUAUUUGUUUAAAUAUGAAUGUUUAUAAAUCUAUUUAACAUUUAAGGGCACUUUAUGUGUAUUUUUAAUAAGCCACAAAUAUUGAUUCAUUAGCACUGCAUAAAUUCUUGCAGAUUUUUUAUUUUGAGUUUAUUAGAACAGCAUUGCCUGCCUGUGUAAAUAAUUGCUCUUAACCACUGACAAACUGGGCUUUUCCAAAGUGAGAUCCUUUUUUUCCCCUUAGUUUAUUUAGUUAUGUAGUACUGUACCCUGUGUGCAGGAUAUGUGCUCCUAGUCUGACUUGGAAAAGUAUACAACGUGUAAAUAUUUUUUUAUUUUACUAAAAUUUGCAAAUUAAAUGAGAUAGAAUUUGACGUGCGCUUGUGGGUUAAAUACACAUUCAGUACCUGUAGAAAUAUAUUUAGCAAGAGAAGUACAAUAAACAUUUACACCAAAACAUUACAUUCUUAGUGGUCUUACGUUUCACAAAUGUAUUUAUUUCCUUGCAAGGGGGUAUGCGCUAAAUGAUAGCAGACUGUAUGUGUCAGGGCCAUCAUUUGUAUCUGUACUGUAUUGUUACCGUUACUUUUAAGGCAUUAAACAAAAUGACUUUCUGCCCAGCUG
Xenopus tropicalis (tropical clawed frog) is the source of this 5312-nucleotide messenger RNA. It is a transcript of the gene plekhg5, whose product is annotated as pleckstrin homology and RhoGEF domain containing G5. The coding region runs from base 464 to 3775 and encodes 1103 amino acids. Gene Ontology annotation, molecular function: guanyl-nucleotide exchange factor activity. NCBI's taxonomy places the organism in Eukaryota, Metazoa, Chordata, Amphibia, Anura, Pipidae. The transcript has 21 exons. Gene Ontology annotation, cellular component: cytoplasm. The record is from RefSeq and is a predicted model, not a curated record.